GCAUCAGGAUAUGUAUCAUUUUGUUCAUGCGAAGCGAUCAGCGUUGCGUAGUCUUAGUGGAAAUGGCGGGAUUGAGAAGAGUCGUGUCGACAUAGCAGCUCUUCAAACGCCUGUGCUACUUGUAUAAGAGACUGAAGUUCAUGAUUUUCAGAACAAACCAGCCUUCAUCUGUAAACAAGCUCUUCGGUCCUCUCUUCUGCUCUCAACGUCGAAAAGAACCCACCUUCUACUUUUCUUGGCAUCAAUAUGCGUUUCUCGAUCAUCACAUCCGUCCUCUUCGGCGCAACUGUCAUUGCGUCACCUGCAACAAGACGCCAGGAACUAUCCGACACUGGUGCUCUUGCCGACCGGUUCAGUUCGCUUCUCGCCAAUGUUGGAGCCCUGGGCUCACAGGGAACGUCUCUUGAAGGUGCCACACAGGGAACGUCUCUCGAAGGUGUCACACAGGGAACGUCUCUCGAAGGUGUCACACCGGGAACGUCUCUCGAAGGUGUAACCACUGGAGGCCAGGAGACACCUGAUAUAGGUGCUGUGGCUGGUUGGGUUCAAUCUCUCAUCUCUACGCUUCAAUCUUCUCUGGACACUCUCCCAGGGCAGCAGGAUGGCAUCGUCGGCAGACGUCAGGAAAUACCUGACACGGGAGCCCUGGCCGACUGGUUCGAACUACUGAUUACCGACCUUGCCAGUACCCUUACGACACUGCCAGAAGAACUAGUGGGUAUUUUGGUUGGCGCAUAGGAGGAAUGAAGGGAAGCGAAACGGUUAAGCAUUCUUUGGUCGGGGUAUGAAGGGUCCUCAUGUAGGAGGGAUGAUUGACUGCACUAGCGUCAGGAUUCAGUAAUUAAUGUCUAAUGUUACACUCCACA
Pseudovirgaria hyperparasitica is the source of this 866-nucleotide messenger RNA. RefSeq lists its product as uncharacterized. NCBI's taxonomy places the organism in Eukaryota, Fungi, Ascomycota, Dothideomycetes, Acrospermales, Acrospermaceae. The record is from RefSeq and is a predicted model, not a curated record. Bases 247 to 738 code for a protein of 163 amino acids. The transcript has a single exon.